Molecule: messenger RNA, 898 nt
Organism: Syngnathus acus (greater pipefish)
Lineage: Eukaryota; Metazoa; Chordata; Actinopteri; Syngnathiformes; Syngnathidae
Gene: ttc33
Product: tetratricopeptide repeat domain 33
Exons: 4
Coding region: 33-842 (269 amino acids)
Molecular function (GO): protein binding
Source: RefSeq, a predicted model, not a curated record
CUCUCUCUCUCGCUCUCUCUCUCACCGGGCAUAUGGCAUCCUUUGGCUGGAAGAGGAAAGCGGGCGAGAAGGUAUCGAGGUCGGCAGCUCAGCAUUUCGAGGGGGCGGACGACGGCACCGCGGCGGCGGCGGCGUCACGGCGCGACGGGGAAGUGGACUGGCAGCAAGCCGUCAAACGCCGCCGGGAUAUCUUGCUGGAGGAGUGCGCAGCCAAGAGCAAGACGCUAAAGGACGAAGGCGUCCUGCUGGCCGAGCAAAACAGGCACAGGGAAGCCGUUAAGAAGUGGGACGAGGCCAUUCAGCUGACUCCCGACGACCCGCUGUUGUACGAGAUGAAGGCCCAGGUGCUGACGACGCUGCGGGAGGCCUUCCCCGCCGUCAAGGCGGCAGAGACGGCGGUGAAGCUGCGCCGCGUGUGGUGGGAGGCCUGGCAGACGCUGGGCCGCGCCCAGCUCACCAUGGGGGAGGUCGACCUGGCGCUGCGGUCCUUCCAGGUGGCCGUCCACCUGCGCCCGUGGGAGCCCGCCCUGUGGCAGGACGACCUGGCGUGGGCGCGGACGCUGCGCCGGCAGAAGGCGGCCGCCGGGGAGACGCUCGGCCGGCGAGCCGAGACCGACCGGCGGCUCGCCGAUCCCCCGGAGCUCGGCGGGGACUUUGACUUUGAGUCGGACGAGGUGGUGGCGGCGUGCGAGGCCGUCGCCCGGCGCCAGGCGGGCCGUCCGCUCAGCCCGGGCGCCCUAGUGGUGGAUGCGGCGGGGAAGGUGCUGGAAUCAGGGGCGGGCGCGGCGGGGGGCGCGGCGGAGCCCUUGCGGGAAGACUUUGUCAAAAUGAGAAGACUCUGAAAAGGAAAUACGCCAGUCAUUGCGCGCAAACGGAUGGGAUGAUUGUCAUGGAAGGG